Molecule: messenger RNA, 2433 nt
Organism: Acanthosepion pharaonis
Lineage: Eukaryota; Metazoa; Mollusca; Cephalopoda; Sepiida; Sepiidae
Source: the annotation of a GenBank genome assembly
AUGCUUUCCGAGUUUGAGAAAGAAUUUUUUGGGUCUGAAGAAGAACUAAAAAAACUUUAUCUCUCCUCUUUGAAGCCUCCUUGCAAUGGUUCUUCCAUUACUCUUGUGAGAAACAACAACGUCAACUCUCGGGACAGCCUCUCCAAUCGAGCCACUUCCCCAUCGGCAGUACCUUCAAACAUUCCCACCCCUGGGGGUAAACUCCUUGGUAACAGGGCGCCCCAGCCAGGACUUGAGAAACAGCCUGGACGUAUUCCAACCCUGAAUUCCAACCAAGCUGUUCCUGCACAGUCCUCCAAGAGUGCUCUCCAGAAACCGACAGCAACCACAGUAGCAGGAAACAAAAACUCUAUGCUAGACAAGUUGAAAUUCUUUAACAAAGAGAAGGAAAAAGGACGAGGAACAGGAAUUGUCAAAAGCCCAUCGCGUACCAUUAGUGGAUCUGUGAGUAAUAUUCCACUUAGCAGAAGUGAUACUGAAACCAAGAGUGACUCAAAGUCCUCAAACAAUAGUUCUCGGAGUUCAAGUUCUAUGGAAAAUGGGUCCUCUGCUAUUCCAACCGGAUCAAGCAGCCCAAAACCCACAACAAAAAUAACCAAGAAAGGUUUAAGUCGUCCAUUUAACCCCAAGAGAGAUUCUUCUGGAUUAUCCACUGAUGACAACACAUCUAAACGCAGUACUCCUUCACCAUCACCCCAAGCCCGCACACCCAGCCCCAACUGUUCAAAUCAAGUAACUCGUAAAGUUUCUCCACCCCCCGGGAAAAAGUCUUCCGGCAAUAAAGAAAAGAGUGACGCCAAGAGUGGCCAAUCCAAAGAUGAUGACUCUGGUGGGUCAAAAAAGAAUUCCAAAAUUAGCAGCCUGAUCCCCAAAUCAGGGGGUAAGUCCAAGCCUUCCGCCCCAACCUCCCAGAUUCCGCCGCCAUCAUCGACCGGAAUUCCGAAGCCAAAAUCGGCCAAAAGUGGUAAAGAAGAGAGAGUAAGGGUGACAUCAGCCGUGCGUGACAACAACAAAGGAGGACAUUCACAACUGUUGGCCCCUUCUUCAUCUAGCAGGCAGCCGAAAAAUUCGCGUCAGAAUUUAAACGUCCAGCAGGCUCCACCCCCACCCCUCCCAGACGAAGGGCAGCUGUCACAGCAGCUGCUUAGCAUCCCCAGUGACCAUGUGCAGAACCGAGAACUUCCCGAUGUCUGCAUUGGAGACAGAGAGAUGUACAACCAGACAGGCCACUUUUUGAACUCUCCUAGUGUACGACAAGUAGCUGCAGUCCAAGGUCAUAAUAAUCGUGGUCUAAGCCCAAUAGCCAUGGUAGGAAAAACAGGCAUCCCCGGCAAGUCUAGUAGCCACUACGUUGAAGUGACUGUUCCAGCCGUUGGAUACGAGUCAGAGCGGAGCAGCCAGAACCGAAAUUCACAGCAAAACAAAGAUAGGGAGUGUAGUGGAGACCGUACUGAAGCGGGGUCGCAAAGCAUAAAUGUAGUGAAACCUACCCGCUCCCUCACACCCAAUUCCUUUACACCUGUGGCCAAAGUUGAUGGAAAUACACAAACUAAUCUAUCAGCUCUCCAGAGACAAACUGGUAAAAAGCUGGAUAUGGUCAAGGAAAAUUGCAAUGCGGGUGAGGAUAAUGCAAGCCAAGACAAGUCGAACACAGACAUUCACUGUCAGAAUGAGAGUUUCAUUCAGCAGACAUCACACUACGAGGAUCUGAUAGCUGCCGAAAGGCCAACUACAAACUCUACAAACUCCCCUCGUCUCGGGGUCAAAAUUCUGAGUUCACAACUCACAAAGCCUGCGAAUAAUGUCGCAAUUGUGCAGCCAAGACACGGCGAGAAGAUAGAAACGACAUUCGAUACGGAAGUUAGGACGGAAACUGUGACAAAGUCUGGCAAAGAGACAAUUAUCACAGACAAAGAUAACAAAGAGACGACUUUUAUUGAUGAUACAGGUGAGACGAUGGAUAUCAAACCGAUGCCCCCGAUAAUGCGAGCCAUGCCUUAUGGCUACUUCAGGGGCUAUGUUGGAACAUCGUCAAACAAAAAUUUCCACAUCCCAGGAAUUUCUGUGCCAACCUCCUUGUACGCUGGAGGUGGAGGGAGUGGAUCUAGCAGGCUGAGCAUGAACAGGUCUUACAUGGACCAAGGAGGCUACUACAGUUCUGCUAAUAUAAAACGUGCCAUGUCUUCUGGAGGACAGAGUACUAUAGAAAGUGAUUAUGCCUCCGACAUGGAUACCUAUGAUUACAUAUCUGGCUACGUAUCCGAUGGGGAUAUACUGCGUAGCCAGCGUUGCGACGAUACGGGAAGUGGAUACCUAAGUGAAGGAGGGGCAUCUUUGUAUGCUCGACGACUACAGCAACGGUUCCGAGAGGGGAUGCAAGCUGUCAAAGAAUGCAUGCAGAAAAGCAGCGGAAUUCUAGACUAUGACAGGUAA